AAAGGCUCCAGAUCACUCAUUUGCUUGCACAACAUCUCGUCACUGUCAUCAACCGAUGCACUCUCCAUAUAGAUACCAACAUUUCUUCGCCCAGCGCGGGCAAUCGCUAGAUGAAAGGUGGGUAUCGGUAUGAUAGAGCCCUUUGCAUGACGCCUUUUAGCCCAUCAACUUUCACCAGCCUACAGCAACACUCUAACAUCAACUUUUAUCUAUCCCUGUCAACCUCACUUCCUGUACGGCGUUGCGCCUUGCUCCGAUAUCUUUGCGUCAUUCCAGAUCGGAACUUGAACACAGCCGUUCUUAUCGAUCUUCUGGUUGGCAUUUUCCAGUGGCAUAGUCCAACCCCGAGGUGCUCAAUGAGAUUGCCCAGCCAUCAAUAGAGCCGAAACAGAUUCUCGGCGAAGAUCCCGUGGUAGAGCGAUGUGGCUGCAGUAACAUUCAUCAAGACCUAAGGCGCCUAGACACACUGGGAUCGCAAAGGGCCAUGGGUAUAUUCAGACGCCAUAGCGAGAAACCUGACAUUGAACAUGCAUCAUCAUCAUCUUCUACAGAGCACGCUAUUAUGCAAAUCGAACAGGAAGCGCCUCUGCUACAACUUCCGUCAGAGAUACUACACAUAAUAUGUUGUUGCCUGCCCUACCAAUCUUUAGUUUCCCUCAGCCGGACCUGUCAACAAUUACGUGCCGUUGCGCGUAAAGAUUCACUGUGGGAAACUCUUUUACGGCCCCAUAUUCCACCAAAGGACUUUCCACACGACCCAUACCCGUCACCGUCAUAUCGCGAACUCUUCAUCACUCAUCAUCCGUACUGGUUUGUGCCUCGAAACAAGUUAUGGAUAUCAGAUGAGCCCCACACUGGUAAAGUGAUGAUAGCGAGGUACGACCCCAGACGAGGGUGUAUCGAAGGGUAUCGCUUGUUAGCGGACAGGACACCGUCAGUGGGAAUGGUAUGGGCAUAUAAGCCAUCCGUGGUCAUUCAUAAUUUUAAGCCCAAGGUGCAUUUAUGGCUGGACGACCCCGUCAUCAAGAUCCCCCAUGAUGUGGCCCCGAUCAAUGCACGGCAAGGGUGGUUGAAGGCGGAGAUCAGAAUGACGGUCGGUCCGCAACGGCGACACACGUCGGCCUCUUUUUCUCUUUGCCGCAAUAUCCCAGAACGACUACAAGACAAAAGCAUGAUUCUCUGGCCACCUCGCACGAUUCCAAAUAUGCCCCGAGUACGCGCUGCCAGUGUUGACAAUUUCAAGGGCUCCGGGCACAAGCCCCAAACGUCUGAUGAGAUUUCGCAGACCACUUUCAGGUUGCGCCACUGGUCACAAUUCAGUAUUGGAAUGUCGCAAUAUGGAGUCAGGGUAGGAGAGCAAGUGAGUACAUGGACGACGUUGGAUCCCGCGCUGUAUACUCCCACGCCGGAGAAGCCAUACCAGGGUAUCUUUGUGGGCGAUUACGCUGGACAUGGCUGCGAAUUCCUGUUGGUCAUGCAGACCGAAAAGGCUCCCGACCCACCACAGCAAUCGCACACAUCUCUGAUUUCACAAACAACGCAACAAGACAGUGAAGAAGGCUCUAGCGACGAGGGUUGGGAGGAUCUAGGCCAAACCGAAGCCACAUCGAGCCGCAAUGAGUACAAAGACGACGGCAUCCAUCACGGUGCUAUUGAGGCAGUGAAGUUGACUGGUGAUCCGAAUAUACCUCGUGGUGAACAUACUUUCAUCGCUGAUGACAUCGGUCCAGCGGGACUGAUCAGAAUCGCUAACGAGCGGCCGUUCUCGGGGGCGAGGGUCGUGAGAAGUCGUGGGCAUGUCGCUGCGCGCGGAUUUGUAAACGAUGAAUUCAUCCCCUCGCAACUGAUCAUGAUCAAUUUCAACAGGCUGGCUCAAUAUUGGGAGCCAUUUGGCCACAUUUCGUUUUAUGAAAGGGUCGAUAUCGACCAACUGAUGGACGACACAUUUAGACCUAUUAGACAUGAUCAGACCGAAGAUACAGCGAUGGUCAACAAGAGCUAGUAUAGCUCACACGAUCCGCUGUAUGGGAGCUGAUCCGACCAUAAGACAAAGGGCCUCUAUUCACGAUGCAAAAAGAUUCAGUCAGGGUUUCGGAGUGACACAAAAACUGGAUAAUCCAAAGCCUUGUAGUAUUCCCUUUCGCUUAACUUCCUUGGUCAAAGAGGUAUCCAGAGGAGAG
This is a messenger RNA of Exophiala oligosperma, 2180 nucleotides long. RefSeq lists its product as uncharacterized. Gene Ontology annotation, molecular function: protein binding. The transcript is spliced from 2 exons. Bases 485 to 2002 code for a protein of 505 amino acids. Lineage: Eukaryota; Fungi; Ascomycota; Eurotiomycetes; Chaetothyriales; Herpotrichiellaceae. The record is from RefSeq and is a predicted model, not a curated record.